Molecule: messenger RNA, 1709 nt
Organism: Labrus mixtus (cuckoo wrasse)
Lineage: Eukaryota; Metazoa; Chordata; Actinopteri; Labriformes; Labridae
Product: protein FAM8A1-like
Exons: 5
Coding region: 27-1025 (332 amino acids)
Source: RefSeq, a predicted model, not a curated record
UACGUGACGUGACGCCAUCAUCAAACAUGGCGGACAAGGAAAACACAAACAUGGAAGUCGAUAAGGAAAAGAAAAAAUCCUUUGCUAACAAAAUUGACUCGCUCCAAGACGAUGCAAUCCAAAGAGUUGGCAACAACAGCAAUGUCGAAGGCAAGAAAAACGCCGUCCAAAGCCGCGCCACAGCGGAAUACUGCGAGAAACUGCAGGCGUGGAUGUGGCAAUAUUAUACAGGUUAUGUGAACUGGCAGAGCUGGAUGGCAGCGUCAGCCAUGUCCUGCCCUUAUUAUUUACAGUCAGCAAGCGGGACGUCGACGACAGCCUUGGAUAUUAACGCUCAGAACUGGUAUAACAGCCCGUUUGUUCUCCCGUUAUCUCCCUAUCCACCCGCCGUCAACCCUCCGAGCAGCCGGGCAGGCGAGGCUGCAGGCGGGGCUGCAGUGUCCGCACAGCCGCAGCGGCAGCUACCGCAAGAGAACGGAAAUGCUCAGCGACCAGGCCGAGAGUAUAGUAUUCCUUCACCUCUCCAAAGACUCCUUGCUGAGAUGGUGGAUUUCUUCAUUUUGUUUUUUAUCAAAGCAACCAUAAUCAUCAGUAUUAUGCACCUCAGUGGAAUCAAGGAUGUUUCGAAGUUCGCCAUGCAUUUCAUAGUGGAGGAAAUAGAUGAAGACACCUCGAUGGAGGAGCUACAAAAAAUGAUGCUAGUGGCACUAGUGUAUCGGAUAUUAGUGUGUUUUUAUGAGAUUGUGUGCAUUUGGGGAGCAGGAGGAGCCACUCCAGGGAAGUUUCUGGUUGGACUCAGAGUUGUAACGUGUGACUCAUCAGUUUUGGUUCAGCCUAACAGGGUGCUUGUAGUGCCAGCGACUAAUGUCUCUCUGUCUGCAUCAACUGUCCGAGCCUUAAACAAGAACUUUUCAAUUGCCUUCUUUUUCCCGGCCUUCAUCACUCUUCUGUUCUUCCAGCACAACAGGACUGUGUAUGACAUGGUAGCUGGUACAAUUGUUGUGAAGCGCUCUGGAGCGAGAUGAUGCAAAAAAAAAAGUCAAGAAGAGAGUCCUAAACGUAUUCAGAACUGGCACUGCGUGAUGUGUGUUUUUUUUUCCAAUGCCUGCAGAGCUCAGACAAGACAACCUCAGAACACACAGGAGAGGUUGACACACAACAGUAUGAACUUUUGUAGUCCCCUAAAACGUUGGUUUGGUUUGCCUCGGACACGUACUGUAUUUCUGCAUGUAUGUCUACAUGCUGCUUUUCUAUUCCUUUGCUGAAUUGAGUUGUUCUUUAGGAGAUAGUAAAAAUGACAGUAUGCAUAACUGUUUAAUUGACAUAGGACUCUUUUUGCCUUUUUCUAAAUUCUCUUUGAGAUUAAGGGUGAAUGUAAUGACUCACUUAGAUUUCAGUCACUAAUUAUGCAUUCAUGAGAUUAUGACUUCGUAUUAAAACAUGUCUUAAGAAUCUUUACUCAGACUUCAUCUUUGAGUUGUUGACCUUCAUCAUGGAAGGGGUGAUAAUCAUGCUGCUGAAAUACCUUUAUUCUAAGGCACUUUUUAAUGUACUGAUCGGAAAAGUUAAUCUGACCACAACAGCUAUUCCUUUACUCUGAACUCAGCAUGUGUGUGACUUCAACUAAUGUAUGUUCAUGCACACUUUCUGUGAUAUCAAUUUUUGCAUUUCAGAAGAUUAAAUGAAUCCACUCAUUUCCUGCAUGUUAA